Messenger RNA from Saprolegnia parasitica CBS 223.65, 639 nucleotides. RefSeq lists its product as hypothetical. The coding region runs from base 1 to 639 and encodes 212 amino acids. The record is from RefSeq and is a predicted model, not a curated record. The transcript has 3 exons. Lineage: Eukaryota; Oomycota; Saprolegniomycetes; Saprolegniales; Saprolegniaceae.
AUGUCGCCGCUCCGGGUCAAAAUUUGGCACCACUGGACCGCGAUCUGGAGGGCCUCCAAGAUGCACGUCGACGCAGACCCGCGGCGCCGCUUGGCCAACAUGUUUGCCGUACCGAUCUGGCUCCAGAUGCACCCCCUGUACCAAGUCGACCGCUCGCCCGACGGCAAGAUGAGUCUCGCGGUCAAGUAUUACAAGUUUCGCUCGUUUGACAAGGGCUGCCUCGCCGUCGAGACGGAGCGGCACGCGCUGUGGGCGUGCCCCGACGUUCAGCCGCUUUGGGACUGGUACCUGGCCGCGUGGUCGGCUGCCGGUAUCUCGUGGUCAUGGGACACCGUGGUACACCCGGAGACGUUCGCGGUUCCGCGCCACGCACGCCCGCUUCGUCACGUGUUCGUCCGACUCUGGUACAGCCUCGUCGCCACGGCGCUCUGCCACCUGUGGAUGCCCCGCAACAAGAUCAAGUUUGAAGCCGCGGGCCCGCUCCACAUGCCGUCGGCCAGAAUCGAGAAAUCUCAUUUGCCGGUUGGACCGCUCGCCCAUGUGUGGAGCAAUGUCAAUGGCGGCACGUGCUGGUUCAAGUCGGCGCGCGGCCCAGCCCAGACAAAGCUAGGUGUCCGCUCGUCGCUCGUGCUCUUUUAA